AUGGAGUACCGGGGUGGGCUUGGUAACCCGCAGUGGCGUCGUCCGACGCGGCGACACCCUAAAUCGACGGCCGAACUGGUCCCUGGAAAAUCCACGAGGCCAGCUGCCACGUCCAAGCCCUUGCUCCUCUCCUCUCAACCACCACCACCACCACUCUGCCUGCGGACGCCCGCCAGCAAGAAAGGACGUGCGAAGAAGAAGGCGGUCAAGGUUGACUCCCCUGCAGAGACCGAAGUUAGCCUUCGAGUGCCAGAGACCGGUGGCAAGGCUGCAAGCGAGGCGCGUCCACGUCGGUCAACCAGACAAGUCGACCCUGAGCUGCAAGAGCUGGCCAGAGAGAUCAGGACUCAAGAGCGAGCUGAACGAGGUGCAUUCGAGAAAGCGCGCGAGAAGGAGAUCGCCAAUCCUACAAUUACCCAACCGCGCUCAGCCAAAGCACAAGCGUACAAGGAUAGAGUGUGGCUCCCAAGUGGCAAGAAGCGCGAACGCAAAGAAUCUGAAGUCGCCGCAUCCCCCAUGGCGAGUGCUGUCAAGCGAGGGCGUGUGACCAAGACAGAUGACGAGGCUGCCACUGCCGAGGACUCAGGAGACCAUUGGCACCAAUCCAGAGCCAAUGCGAGGCAAAGCAGUCCAAUGCUGUUUGGCUCUGCAGGCCGUGAAGUUAGUGGGAUGGACAAGGAUAUAGAGAUGGAUCGCACCGACACCACCUCGAAGAAACCUGUGGGAAGUGUCAGCAUGUCAGAGCCGGAGCAAGAUUCCGAUUACGAUUUCGUGCAGUCAGAUGCUGGCCGCGAGGACGAUGAGGACUUCGAUGUUGAGCAUGAAGCCGGCGUCUCCCAGCACAAGGCGGAGAGGAUCGCACAGCAACUCAGACAAGGCACUGCAACCUUCGUCUCGAAACCUGGCCGCAAGUCCCGCGACAACCUCACCGACGACAAGGCUUCCAGUGACAACGACUCCGAGUACAAGGCCGAUUUCCUCGACGACGAUGACAGCCAGCUGGGCUCCGACGAGGAUGAAAGCAGCGAGCGCGAUGACAGCGAGUCGAAUGGCGAACACGUCCCCGACCCUGCCUGGCAAGCAAUGAUUGUCCGUCAUGCCCAGCGCCGUACUACGGGCAAAUCCGUGACAGCUCCUGUUGGCCUGCCAGAGAACCGCGUCGUCGUCGGCGUCGAAGGCUCUCCACGUGGGGAGGACGUCACUGAGGUAACAUGCCACAUAGCCUUCUCCUUAGCUGGUGUCCUCUCAGUCGCGCUGACACUAUGGUUGGAGGUGCAGGUCGAUCGCCCCAGCCAACUCACCAAGGUGCGCGGCUCCCCUGGCGGCGAACUCGUGAAAGAAGCCAACAGAGCCCCGACGAAGCCCUCCGAGCAAACGGGGAUGCCACGCGCUGACACCUCGGAGGGAUUGCCUGCUCCUGCGCUCCCGGCACAUGAGCACUUCGUGGACGAGCACUUCGUAGUCGUCGCGCGCAAGCCGCGCGGUGGUAAGGCCAAGGCUCAGACCCCCAUCACCGAUGAUAGAGCCCAGGCGCCGGCGCCGCCACAGACGGCGACGAAGUUGGUGCCUCAGGGUACCACCAAGAUCUCUGGCGGGAAAGUUCAUAAACGGAUAUUUGGGACCAGCGAUGAUGACGAGGACAGUCUGGCUGAGCCCGUGGUGAAGCCUCAGCCCAAGCCAUCGCGUCCAAAGGGUUCCAACGAGGCAGGAGUGUCGAAUAGGGCUAACAUCAGCAAAACCGGCACUUCCUGA
Fomitopsis serialis is the source of this 1752-nucleotide messenger RNA. RefSeq lists its product as uncharacterized. The transcript is spliced from 15 exons. The record is from RefSeq and is a predicted model, not a curated record. NCBI's taxonomy places the organism in Eukaryota, Fungi, Basidiomycota, Agaricomycetes, Polyporales, Fomitopsidaceae. The coding region runs from base 1 to 1752 and encodes 583 amino acids.